UGUGGGCUGCCUACCACCAUUUUCAUCUUUAGUUGUUUUCAGCCUUAAUUGAUUUCAGCCUUAGUAUUAAUUGUUUUCAGCCUUAGUAUUCAUUGUUUUCAGCCUUAGUAUUCAUUGUUUUCAGCCUUAGUAUUAAUUGUUUUCAGCCUUAGUAUUCAUUGUUUUCAGCCUUAGUAUUCAUUGUUUUCAGCCUUAGUAUUCAUUGUUUUCAGCCUUAUUAGUAUAUGUUGAUUUCAGGCAUAGUUGUUUUCAGCCUUAAUUGAUUUCAGCCUUAGUGUUCGUUGUUUACAGCCUUAGUAUUAAUUGUUUUCAGCCUUAGUAUUCAUUGUUUUCAGCCUUAGUAUAUGUUGUUUUCAGCCUUAGUAUUAAUUGUUUUCAGCCUUAGUAUUCAUUGUUUUCAGCCUUAGUAUUCAUUGUUUUCAGCCUUAGUAUUCAUUGUUUUCAGCCUUAUUAGUAUAUGUUGAUUUCAGGCAUAGUUGUUUUCAGCCGUAGUGUAUGUUGUUUUCAGCCUUAGUAUAUGUUGUUUUCAGCCUUAGUAUUCAUUGUUUUCAGCCUUAGUAUUCAUUGUUUUCAGCCUUAUUAGUAUAUGUUGAUUUCAGGCAUAGUUGUUUUCAGCCUUAAUUGUUUUCAGCCUUAGUAUUAAUUGUUUUCAGCCUUAGUAUUAAUUGUUUUCAGCCUUAGUAUUCAUUGUUUUCAGCCUUAGUAUUCAUUGUUUUCAGCCUUAGUAUUCAUUGUUUUCAGCCUUAGUAUUCAUUGUUUUCAGCCUUAGUAUUAAUUGUUUUCAGCCUUAGUAUUAAUUGUUUUCAGCCUUAGUAUUAAUUGUUUUCAGCCUUAGUAUUCAUUGUUUUCAGCCUUAGUAUUAAUUGUUUUCAGCCUUAGUAUUCAUUGUUUUCAGCCUUAGUAUUCAUUGUUUUCAGCCUUAUUAGUAUAUGUUGAUUUCAGGCAUAGUUGUUUUCAGCCGUAGUAUAUGUUGACUGUUUUAUGUUGACACACUGUGGCUGUUGGAGGCUUUGCGUAUUUUGACCAACUGAAUUGACAGAUACUGGAAUCUUAUUAAUAAGCCGUGUGAUGUUGGACGUCCUGAUAAUAGGUGGAGGACCCCAGGCCCUGACCCUGGCCACCCUGCUGUCCUGUCCAGACCAGGCCCUGACCCCACCUCCCCCCAACACAGACAUCCUCCAGGGGAUCCAGUUCAGCCAGGGCAGGGCCAAGACCAGCCGCUCUAAGAGCAAGAGAGGAGGAGCUACCCGACAGCAGACAGCCGAGCCCGAGGAGCAGGCCACUCCAGACCCAGAGUCAGUUACAUCUUGCCCUCUGCUGGCCUUCAGAGUGGUGGACUCAUACGGAACAUGGACCUCGCUGUGGGAGAGCCAGUUCAGAGCACUCAACAUCCCUCACCUUCGCUCACACACCCUGGUGCACACAGACCCACUCAAUAAGAGGGCUUUGCAGGAGUUUGUUCUGGAGAAGGAUCGGACAGCGGAGCUACACUGCCUCCCUGACCACACCUUCAUUCUGGAUGAGAACGCCUUCUUCAACGACAUGCGUCUGGGCAAGAAGGACAGGAGGAGACUGAGCAGCAGCAGAGGCCUACAGAAGAGCCUGUACUUUAGCCUGCCAGGCACCAGGCUCAGUGUGGACUUCUUCAUGCAGCAGGUGGACAAAUAUGGCCUGGACAGUGUCCUGACAAAGGGCACAGUGGACAGACUGACCCCUGUCAUGUCAGAAGGAAUUGUGACAUCAUUCAGGGUAUUCCUUCAGAACGGGGACGUCCUCGAGGCAAGGCGGGUAGUCAUGGCGACCGGGCCGACCCGUGCCCAGAUGGCCAACAUUCCUUUCUGGGUGUCGUCCAUAGCGGAGAGCUACCCUGAGGAACGCCUGCAGCACACCGUACAGCUCAUGCACCACCACUCACGGUCAACACGGCAACAGGAACCAAGAAGCCAGAACCAGGAACAGGAAGAGAGUUCUUCUUCUCUCUUAUCAGCAGGUCCCUAUGUGGUGUGUGAGCCUGGCCAGAGGGUGAUGGUGGUUGGUGGAGGCCUGACCAGCGCUCAUGUCAUCUCCAUCGCUCUGCAGCAAGGAGCCAGUCAUGUGACCUGGGUGAUGCGCAAACACUUACAGCUGAAGCAGUUUGACGUGGGUGACGUGGAAAGCCUGGUGGGCCGGUACUCCCAUGUGGAGCAUGGCAUCAAGAUGGACGGCCUGGCCUACCUGCGCCAGUUCUACAACGAGAGCAGCGUCCAUAAGAGACUGGCCAUGAUCAGACAGGCCAGGAAGGGAGGGGCAGUUACACCUGAGGCCUACGCAGCCCUGCAGCCCUACAUCCAGACUGGACAGCUGUCUGUCCGAGCAUACUGCCAGGUGACUGAAGCUAAGUGGUGCUAUGACAGCCAGGUGUGGAGACUGUCACUGUGUGGACAGAAUGGCUAUGAGACUUGGACUGGGGACAGGAUAUGGCUGGCUACAGGAUGCAAACUGGACGUCAACCAAGACCCUAUGCUCUCUUCUGUCAUCAAGGAAUUCCCUAUUCAGGUCCUGGAUGGCUGGCCUUGUAUAUCUGAGAGCUUGCAGUGGGCUCCAGGCUGUCCUCUGUACCUGAUGGGACAGUACACAGCACUUCAGGUUGGUCCGCACGCGCUGAAUCUGGCAGGAGGACAGGCUGCAAGCGCGCGCAUCGCGAAGGACAUAAUAUUCCAGCACAGCCGGAGUCGUUACGGAGGGACAGGGACACAAACCACCGUGGAGAGAGCACACACAGAAGAAUACAUUCAGCAGAUGCACGGGCUGAUGUGGUUAUGAUUAAAGACCUUAGCGCAAGUAAUGUUUUGAUGUCAAAGGGAGAUUUACGCAACGAUAAAUCAUGGAUUCAGCUGCCUUCCUAGUUGAGAAUAAACUACACCUCACCCCAUCCUAGCUCCGAAUAAACUCCCCCCCCCUUCCUAAUAAACUGCACCUCACCCCUUCUUAUCUGAGAAUGAACUAACCCUCCCUCUUUUUUUAUUCAAACUAAUCCCUUGCGGUCAAUCACGCCCUUCAUGUCCGUACAUGCGCAACAGAUGCAGUGUUGGUAACCGCGACAACAACAUGACUGCGCUUGGAAGAUGAUAGGCUUAUAAUUCUGUUGUUGCCUACACACUGGGAGGAUUUGACAGCCUACAUUACGUGCUUG
This is a messenger RNA of Oncorhynchus kisutch (coho salmon), 3172 nucleotides long. RefSeq lists its product as uncharacterized. The coding region runs from base 1069 to 2802 and encodes 577 amino acids. NCBI's taxonomy places the organism in Eukaryota, Metazoa, Chordata, Actinopteri, Salmoniformes, Salmonidae. The transcript has 10 exons. The record is from RefSeq and is a predicted model, not a curated record.